Molecule: messenger RNA, 273 nt
Organism: Didymodactylos carnosus
Lineage: Eukaryota; Metazoa; Rotifera; Eurotatoria; Philodinida; Philodinidae
Source: the annotation of a GenBank genome assembly
AUGCUUCUAGGCAAUAAUCAUGUCGAAGGGUGGCAUAAUAAAUUACACAAAUCGUUUCAAUGUGAACAUCCUACAUUGGAAUUUCUAGAAAAAUUAAAAACAGAAGAAAGCUCGUUUCAAUUGGAUUUGGCAGCUGUAAAUGCCGGCCAAGAAGCAAAAAUUCAACAGAAACGUUAUGCAGAUCAUAAUAAACGUUUAAUAAAUCUAAUUAAAUAUCCUCAUUCCAAUACAGAACAACAAAUAGCUGCUAUAGCUCAUAGUUUUUAUUUAUAA